Messenger RNA from Anopheles nili, 2241 nucleotides. RefSeq names its product ionotropic receptor 75a-like. Gene Ontology annotation, cellular component: membrane. The transcript has 10 exons. The coding region runs from base 1 to 2241 and encodes 746 amino acids. Gene Ontology annotation, molecular function: glutamate-gated receptor activity. The record is from RefSeq and is a predicted model, not a curated record. NCBI's taxonomy places the organism in Eukaryota, Metazoa, Arthropoda, Insecta, Diptera, Culicidae.
AUGCACCUGCUGCAAGCGGUUCCUCGGUGCCUGUGGGUGGUAAUUCUGCUAGCUGCAGUGGUGGUUCUGGCCAACGGCAGCACCGUUAAAAGUGACGAUUACAGCGAAACAGUUGCUACGUUUGUGUUUCGCUUUAUACGCGACCAUAAAGGCUUAAAGCUGGGCGUCGUGUUCGGGUGUGAUCAGAAGUUAUUGCUCAUUUACAAGGUUUUAUCGCAACUGGCCACCGGAGGCGUUCUGACACGGAGCGUACACAUUGACCGCGUGGGCGAACCUAGGCACGAACGGUAUUCGAGCACUCUUCGACAGUCGCUCGAAUUCCAUCAAUUUGUGCUGCUCGACAUGGCCUGCGAGAACGCACCGGAUGUCCUGGAGCAGGCGUCGAGAUAUGAGCUCUUCAACGCAUCGUUCCAUUGGCUGAUAAUUGAUAAAAAUUACAAUCGCAUCGUGGACAGCGAUGAAACGGCAACUGAUGGAUCCCUGGCAUGGCCUGCUACGACCAAGGGUAACACAUCGUCCGAGAAUACGUUCCAUCGACUAGCCGAACCCGUCGACUAUGGCCCCGGAGCAGAUGGUUCGAUCGACGGUGGAUGGACGGAUGAUUGUAACGGCACGCUUGCGACUACUACCUUCGAUCUACUCGCAACAAUGAACGUCAGCAUCAACGCAGAACUAACCGUUGCCAGGCCCACGGACGCGUCCUAUCGAGGAUUCACACUCUAUGAUCUCUGGAAUCCGGGCUUCAUCAGCGGUGGCAAAUUGAAAGUGGAACUACUGGGCAGAUACUCGCCCGCCGACGGGCUAGUGAUUGGAAGACGCGAAACGACCGUCGUCCGCCGGCGGAACAUGGACGGGCUGAAGCUAAAGAUAAUGACCGUGGUGAUACAGAAACCACACCAACCGUUCGAGCGGUAUCUUACGACACCACAGAACACCCAUCUCGAUUCCGUCCACCGCUACAACUACGGCCUGAUGAGCAUGCUGAGGGAUUUCUACAACUUUACGUUUGUCAACCGGCGCACGAAAAGCUGGGGCUAUCUGCGGAACGGCAAGUUCGAUGGCAUGAUCGGUGCCCUGUCCCGGCGAGAGGUUGACCUCGGCGGUUCGCCAAUGUACUUCCGCCAGGAGCGCCAUCGCGUCGUAAGCUACACGACUCGCUCCUUCAUCGAACGGCCGUGCUUCAUCUUUCGCCAUCCGCCAAGGAACGAAGCGGUAAAGAAUCCAUUUCUGCUCCCGUUCGAAAUAAUCGUCUGGUACUUGAUGGUCGCUUGCGGUUCCAUCCUGACGCUAGCAUUGUGCUGCAGUUUUUUCGUCGAGGAUGCAGCCGCUGCCGGUGGAGCUGUUGAUGCUACGGCGAACAAUUGCCAUAACAAGGAUACCCGGGCAAACAUAUCGACGACGCAUCGAUCCCACCCGGCGGACGGAAACGCUGGCGCCAAAUGCAAUUAUAAAGCGGAAAAGGUAUCGAAAAGCAUUUUACUCUUCGUCGGCGGUGUAUGUCAACAAGGAUUAUCCGAGAUACCGCACCUAUCAUCCGGCAGAUGUACGUCAUUUUUCAUCCUGCUCUUCGGCUACCUCAUGUACCAGUACUACUCGGCCAGCAUCGUCGGCACGCUGCUAAUGGAGCAACCGAAGACCAUAAAAACGCUCCGUGGCUUGAUUGAUAGCCGGCUGACGCUCGGGAUCGAGGAUAUUCCCUAUUCCAGAGAUUACUUUGUGCGCACGACAGAUGCCGACUCGCUGGAACUGCACCGGACCCGGAUCGAGUACUAUGAGCCGCGAACGGGACGGAACGAGUCACACUUUCUGCCGGCCGCCGACGGAUUGCAGCUGGUCCGGGAGGGUGGAUACGCGUUUCACGUGGCCAUUUCGGCCGCCUACCGCAUCAUCCGGCGGACGUUCGGUGAGCGCGAAAUUUGCGAGCUGAGCGAAAUUGAUAUGUUUCCCGUCUGGUCGCAGUGGAUGGUGGCGAUCGUGCAGAAAAACUCACCCUACCGUGAUGUCAUAACGUACGGAUUACGCCGGUUGAAUGAAGCGGGAUUAAUGCAGCGGCAGAGGCACGUCUGGCAGGAGCCGAAACCGAAAUGCGUCCGCCAGAUUGCCCCGACCGAUUUGAUAGUCGGCCUGGACGCGGUAGUGUCGGCGUUCGUCCUGCUGCUUACCGGAGCCGCCCUGGCUAUCGGUGUGCUGGUCCUGGAAAUCCUCUGCCAUCGGCUUCGGCUCGCUCGGUACGGGUUGUGA